GUCGCUAGUAGGUCUUUGGGCCGUGCGCUUGCCGCUUGCCUUAGCAUAAACUGUGUACCGGGAAGCUUGGGACACCAAGCACCUAGAAGAGCUUUGUUUUGUUAAGCAGGUCUGCAUAUACUUAGAGAACAUGGCCUCGCGGCUGGCAAAGCAGGCAACUGCUGCUGUUCAGCAAAAGGACCGGCUUUUCGGGGGCGCCGCGCGGCACUUCUAUUACGAGAUUUGCCGAUGCCUGCCAUUCAUUCAGCGUCUCCAUAAGAUGGAGGAGAUGGUGUCCCUGCGUGAGCUCAGGGCCAUUGUGAAGGACCGGUUCAAGGAGUACAAGGACGUGCAAGAUGGGCGGGUGGUGGACCUGCUUAUCUUCAAGGGGCGCGAGGAAAUCGAGACCUACCUGCUGAUGCACAAGCAGCGCCACCACAUGAUUACGGAGGUUGUGGAGCCCUACACCAACAAGCAGCGUGCUGUUAAGGUGGUGUCGCCGAACAGCCCCUUCCUGGACAGCUUCCUGUCGACGGCGUACCCCCAGACGCCCCCGCGCCAGUAAGGCGCAUGCAUGGCUGCAUGCAGCUUGUGGGCUGAUUGAGGCACCUGCCUGGCUUGGAGAAGGAUUUGGCUUAUCCCUAUUGUAACUGGCGUGGUUGAAUCGCUGCCUUUCGGAUUUUGCGAUUGAGGCAAAGUAUGGUGGCAAGGGAAUGAUGGGAGGAGUCGUUUUGUCGUUUACAGGAGACGCAAAAGUGGCUCAGUGUUUUAUGACCGAGCGCAAAGUUAGUGUAAUAACAUCGUGCGACAUGUGUACUGGCCCAUUAUGUGCGACGGGAUGCUCUAGCGCUCUACUGCCGCCACGUGAUGACCAUGCUAACAAGUCGGGCCGUGCCAUUGUUAGCCGUCAUAGCGGCUGUGCUGUCGCGUCUGCCGGCCAGGCCACGUGUAACUGCUAGACCGGGA
This is a messenger RNA of Astrephomene gubernaculifera, 945 nucleotides long. NCBI's taxonomy places the organism in Eukaryota, Viridiplantae, Chlorophyta, Chlorophyceae, Chlamydomonadales, Astrephomenaceae. The record is from the annotation of a GenBank genome assembly.